ACCUCCCCGAGCAUGUCUUUGGUGAUCGGAUGCAUCAAACAAACAUGGGUCAAUUGAAUGCUGUCAGCUACCUAUGCUAGAAAUACAUCUUUUCCCGCGACAUAUCACCCAACAACUUCAGUUCCAUAACAUUCCAAGCACUACCGAUCAUAAUGACAACAUACGAACGGCCACCGCCGACCGGAAUCCGGGUUAUCAUUGUCGGAGCAGGAUUUGCAGGCCUCACAGCAGCAAUCGAAUGUCAUAGGAAAGGCCAUUCAGUUCUCCUGCUGGAAUCGUUUCCAGAACUAAAAAUUCUCGGAGACAUCAUCUCGUUCGCACCUAAUUCUGGGCGCAUUUUCCAACGUUGGCCUGGUGUUGAUGCUCAGCUAGACCCUAUCAUCCACAAAAGUGAUGGCUUGCUCAUGAAAACAUGGCAAGGGGAUACGCUUCUUAAGCAAACUUGGUCAGAUGAGCAACGAAGUUAUGGGAAAGCGUACAAUGGACAUCGUGGAGAGAUACAUGAAAUCGUGUAUCGUCACGCUUUAGAUAUCGGUAUAGAUAUCCGCUUGGGCCACAAAGUGGAAGACUAUUUCGAGACCGAUAGCGAGGCCAGUGUUUUUGCCAAUGGACAGAAGUUCAUAGGUGAUGUCGUUAUGGCUGCUGAUGGUGUCCGUUCUAAAGGUAGAACUAUUGUUCUGGGCUAUGAAGACAAACCGAAGUCUUCUGGCUAUGCAAUCUAUCGUACCUGGUUCGAUUCUGCAAAAUUAGCGGAAGAUCCUGAUACCGCUUGGCUUGUGAAUAAUGGAGACAAACAUUGUGCUUGGCUUGGAACGGACAUCCAUUUCAUUGCCGCGUCAAUUAAGGGCGGGAAGGAUUUCAGCUGGGUAUGCACGCAUAAAGAUGAAGCAGAUGUGAAGGAAAGCUGGCAGGCUCAUGCUCCUUUAGCAAAUGCUCGGAAUGUGUUGGAGGGAUGGGAUCCUAUUGUCCAGAAAAUCUUGGAUGCAACACCAGAUCCGUUGAUUGACUGGAAAUUGGUGUACCGAGAUCCAUUGCCAACCUGGGUUUCUCCAAGACGCCGUAUAGCUCUAAUCGGGGAUGCAGCUCAUCCUUUCCUCCCAACGUCCAUUCAAGGUGCAUCCCAAGCUAUGGAGGAUGGUGCGACCAUGGCAGUCUGCUUAUUCAAAGGUGGCAAAGCCAAUGUCCAGCAAGCUGUUGCAGCUUUUGAAGGCUUAAGAUACGAAAGAGUGAGAGCCGCUCAAAAAACCGGAGAAAAGACGAGAGAUACUUGGCAUAAGGCCAACUGGGAAGAAGCAAAGAAGAAUCCUGAAAGUAUGAAGUUGAAACGUGAGGAGUGGUUACUGAAUUUUGACGCGGAGGAGUAUGCAGACAAGAACUAUACUGCAACGGUGGCGUUGCUGAACGAUACCGUCGCUGUCAGGGAACUCAACAUUCCAUUUCCCAGAGAAGUAUUGGCUUCAGCAUAG
This is a messenger RNA of Cadophora gregata, 1466 nucleotides long. RefSeq lists its product as uncharacterized. The coding region runs from base 153 to 1466 and encodes 437 amino acids. The transcript is spliced from 3 exons. NCBI's taxonomy places the organism in Eukaryota, Fungi, Ascomycota, Leotiomycetes, Helotiales, Ploettnerulaceae. Gene Ontology annotation, molecular function: monooxygenase activity; FAD binding. The record is from RefSeq and is a predicted model, not a curated record. Gene Ontology annotation, biological process: secondary metabolite biosynthetic process.